This is a messenger RNA of Plasmodium inui San Antonio 1, 4986 nucleotides long. RefSeq lists its product as hypothetical. Gene Ontology annotation, molecular function: protein binding; zinc ion binding. The record is from RefSeq and is a predicted model, not a curated record. NCBI's taxonomy places the organism in Eukaryota, Apicomplexa, Aconoidasida, Haemosporida, Plasmodiidae. The transcript has a single exon. The coding region runs from base 1 to 4986 and encodes 1661 amino acids.
AUGGGUGAUGCGCUCGGGAGAUCAUUUUUUUCAGAUCCAACAUCACGAUAUGGAAUUUUUUUUUUUAUCCCCCCCCCACUGAAAAAAAAAAUAGGUACGGACAAAUACAUAAUAACGCCCGCAGAGCACUCGCUAAACAGCCAGUACAAUGUGAAGAAGCUGUGGAUCAUCGUCAAGGACUUACCUGACAAGUCAUACGCAUUACACGAAAAUGACAUCAUAAAAUUAGGAAGAUUCAGAUUGAAAGUGAGACAAUUUAUCGAUUCCGUGGAUACAUUAAACUCGUUAAAGUUAGACGACUGCCCAUCGAAGAAAUGCGAAUCAAUUUUAGACUCCUCAAAUAUCCAAUGUAGAAUUUGUUUGAUAGAAGGGAACCAAGAAAAUGACCCUCUCAUCUGCCCAUGUGAUUGCAAAGGGUCCAUAAAGUAUGCUCACCUCAUGUGCUUAAGAAAAUGGAUAAACGGGAGAUUAAACCUCAACGAUCAAUUAUUUUCCGGUUCAGUUUUUAUCAAAGAUAUAUGUUGCGAACUGUGUAAAACGAAGUAUCCAAAAAGUAUCAAACAAAAUGAUGAACUCGUACAGUUAGUCAAGAUUCCCAAUUUGAAGACGCCAUUAAUUGUGUUGGACAAUAUCAUAGGACAGACAAGCAAAGGGGUGCAUCUAAUAAGUUUCGCAGAUAAAAAACAUCUCAAGUUAGGAAGGGGACAUGAAUCAGAUGUAAGAAUCCCAGACGUUUCCAUUUCAAGAUAUCAUGCUACUAUUAAAUAUGAAAAGGGAUUAUUCAAAUUGGAAGAUCAUAACUCGAAAUUUGGGACCCUAGUUGCAUUGAGGAAAGCAAGAGAAAUUUGUCCCAAAGAUACCAUGUCACUCCAAGUAGGUCGAAGCGUUGUCAAUUUUCGAGUGGAUGAAGAAAUUCCCUUCACAAGUGGAACGAUCGAUAUUAUUGAAAAUAAGGAAGUAAUAGAAGCUAACGAAUUACCUCCAGCAAAUGAGAAAAAUAAUGUCGAAUCCCCACAAAUGACUAACCCCAAUUUGGAGAACACCAACGGAAAUAAUUUUGAGACGAACCACUAUGUAGACCUCACCAACUCUACCAAUUCCAUGCAGAAUUCGUAUUCCUCCUACCGAGUGGACAAUUUGAUGUCCCUACUGAAUUAUCAAAAUGAGUAUAGAAUUUUCGGCAUCAGAAAUUGCUACAAUUUGAAUGACAACGGGAAUGGGAAUCAGCAAAAUGGGACUCAGAUGGAUUGCGGAGAGGGGGGGAAUAACAUCAAUAUGGAAGGGAGCAAUCUUCAGGGGGGCGAAAUCAAUAACAAUGACGGGAUGAUUGGUGAGCAGAUGGGCAUGCAGAAUGGCAUACAAAAUGGCAUGCAGAUGGGCGUACAAAUGGACUUGCAGAUGGACCUUCACAUGGGCCUCCAAAUUGGAUCCGAUAUGAGGGCACAAAAUAACCACUCGGGCAACCCCAGCAAUGACGAGGAGAGGGCCUGCAACCUAGUCCAUAGGGUCCAGUGCCAGGGGGACAACAACGACGCGAGUCAUGACGGUCACAACGAAGCUAAUAAUAACAACAAUGAUGAGGACAAUGACGAAGACAACAACGGUGACAACAGUAACGAUGAAGAGGGUGAUGACUUGCGCGUGCAUGAUGAGGAGGACGACGAUGAUGAUGAAAACGGAAGCGACACCAACAACACUGGAAGCAGCGGAGGGAACAGUGGUGGCACCAGCGGAGCAGGAUCAACCGGUGGAAACAGCAACGGAAAUGAAGGAAGCCGAAAUGAACAUGAAAAAAAAAACAGUAACCAGAGUAACAGCCAUAGCAGCAAUGACAACAAUGAUUGCACCCAAGACCAAAGUAGUACCUACCAUGGGAGUAGCACUAACCCAAUCGGAACUAGCACCCCCACGUGCAAGACGAAAAUUUGCAGUAGUAGCAGUUAUGAUCACAUUGUACACAAUGACAAAAGUGUGAGCAACAUCUGUGGCGACCAAAGCAGAUCCAACGAAAAUGAAGUCGGCACGUAUUGCGUGAAUAUGGCUGUGCAAAGAGCCUACACAAACAGGUCUGAGAAUUUGUACAACAAUUGCAAAGGUGAUGUAUCAGUGGUGAUAAGUAAGUACGACAACGGAAGUUUCAUCCCUAGUGCCGGCAACAAUAAUGGCAGUCAGGAGAGCGGCAGCUACCCGAUCGGAAACAACAUCGGGGAAUAUACAAAGGUAAGUAUCGAAGAUAACUACUUCUUUCGCAACGAGUCGAAGACCCCCCAACAGGUGCAGUACUACAUAGACAGCGGAAUUGUUAAUGAUAUGCUUACAUCAAACUCCAGCACAAGUUUGAAAAAAAUUCAAGACCCAGUAAUGAAAAGCGGCUACCAUAAUCAGGACCUUCAUGAUUGCUCUUUUGUCCAGUCGGUCUACCACAUCAACGGUAAGAACGAUCACAAUGUUAUCAAUGUUAUGUAUAGCGGUUCCAACCAGAGAAUAAAUCAUAAUGGCAUAUAUGUAAGCGAAGCUCAUUUAAGAAGUGAAAAAUUUCUUCAAAGUUUGUCCCUCCAAAGUCAUGACAAAGCAGCAGCUAGUACUGGUAGCAGCAAUAGCAGCAGUAAUAGUGGUAUCCACCCUUCCCCUAAUUUUUUAGACGAAAUAAGUGAAUCAAAUAAUGGUUCCAAUUAUAAUUCCCGUAUGACCGUUUUUCCUACCUCUAUCAACUCGAACAAUUGUUCUAUAAAUUCUGAAAAUGCCAUGUUGCCUCCAUUUGUUGAGAACACUUCUUCUUUUGUUCAUGACCUGGGUGACAAUCAGCUGAGUGGUGUUGCGACUGGUGAUGAAUUAAACAACAGUGGGUGUUACCCCACUAAUGGUAGUUCUUCCGGAGUACAGGACGAGGGAGUCAUCCUAGGAAGACAACCCCAAAUGCAGAGAGGCAGCAACGAUCCACCCACCACAUCGGAAGGAAAAGAAACUGUCCAGAAGAACAAAAUGAAAAAAGGAAAUCUACAGAAGAAAAAUGUUAUCCUAGAUACCCUAGACAGAAAAAAUCCACGUAAGAAGAAGUUCAAAAGGUCCGUAAAUAGCACCCACGUGGAGACCCCACCACAGCAGCAUAUGGAGUACAGCAACGAGAAUACCCAUUUCAUGGGCCCAUGUAAUCAUGGAAGUGUACAUGUAAGGAACGUCAAGGUGGAAGGUACUUUUUAUGAUCAACAAUGCAGUGUGUCGAAAUAUGCGAAAAGUGAUUUUUUGAAAAGUAACACAUCAGCACCCGGUAUUUCGGGAUAUAGCAUCUCUGGGAAACUGUCACUAAGCUCAACUUUUGACUCCGCUUCUCCCACCAGGGGGGGGCACAAUUACUACUACAGGAAGAAACCUUACCAUGACGGGUCCAUUUAUAACGAAAAAUUUUACUACCAGAGCUCGGAGGAUUACAAAUUUGGCAAUGUCAAGGAAAGUUACAACAAGAUGAGCAAUCUGAGCAAUUCCACGAACGAUCGAAGAAGCAGCGGGACGAGUUUCACUCACACGAGAAGUAACGACGGAAGCGGCGGCAACUACGGUAUCGGAGGCAAGUUGCACCUGAAGCAAUACGCCCAUUCCCUGGACUACUACAACGGCAAUUACAAACUAUACAACGUUAUGAACUUUAACGAAAAAUUUAGUGUCCAUAGGAACACCUCGUUUAACCACUUCAGCACAAUAAACUCCGUAAGUAAUAAAUUUACCUACCAUACCCAGGGGUGGCUCAUGCGAAGCAGAAAUGUUCAGGCGGAUUUUCUUCUAAAUAACUACGGCUUGGGUGCAGCUACAGCCCACUUUGACAUGCCUAUAGCGUUGUACAAUAACUGUGUAGGUGGUUCGGACGUUUUCGUUGUGAAUCCCGAGAACGGAGCUAGCACCGGCAAUAGUGGAAGUAACUCUACUGGCAUCACCAACCAGCAGAAUAACAUCCAUAACGAGGAUAACGGCAAAACACGAAAUAACUCCAUUGUUGAAGCUAACCAGAACUAUCAGCAAUACAUUAAUGAGUCCCAAAAGGGGAUAAAUGGAGAAAAAGGCCCAACUGAUGAUCGUAGCAUCAACAUUGAAACACAGUUGCGUUAUGAUAAUAAUAACAUCGCGGGGGAUUAUAACUUCCAUUUGGCAAGGGCCUACAGGGGGGAUGUUCUUCGAGGCGGCCGGGGAAAAGAAGCCAUCUACGACGGGUCCAGCUACGGAUCGGGCGACCUCAUUCAGACAACCCAAGUGAACCAGCUGAAUGGAUACACACAAAACAACAACUUUUUAGGCCAUAGCGGGAGCCCCCUUUCUAUGACAAACAAGGAUUUAUUUUCGAAGGAAAAAAAAUACUUCGGCAAUGGAGGAAAUAUUCACUGUAACAGGAGCGGCAAUAAUAGCGCGGACGAUCCGCCUGCCUAUACACAACCGAGACACUCGUAUUACCAUACUCAGCUGCAUAAGAAGAUCAACCCCAGCGUUAAAAAAAAUGACGAAAAGAGGACUAGUAAAAUGAACAAAAAUCAGAAUGACAGAUCCAGCGAUAGUAACAUCAGGAAGGUGAAAAAUGGAAGAAGGCUGAGGAACAAAAAUGACAAAAGUGGUUACCACUGCGAAGGGUUUCAAACUAUGCCAAACACAAACAGUGUAGGAUCGAAGAUUGCCCUUGAAAGUAGCAGAAGAUGUGACCAGAAAGGGGCAACCCAUUACAAUAAUAGUGUUUACAACGAGGAUACCAUUUCGAUUGAUAACACCUCGAAUGAUCAUAUGGGAUCUCUCGACAUUCCCAUGAAUAGCAAUCAUGUUACUAAGGCAAACAUUACCAAAUCGCAGACAGCAGAAUUUGCCAACUUACACCCAGCCGCUUUCAUACCAAAUGACGGCAUGUACUUUCAUAUGUACAAUCCCAGUGGCAUUUCGGGCCACCCCAAUGUACCCCUAAGCAUUAUCAGUAAUGAGAAAAAAUCGGAAAAACGUGGAAAGCUAGGAUGA